AAAACAUUAGAUCUUUAUCAAAAAAAAAUGAAGAAACGAGACGAGUAGCGAGGAAAUCCCAGUAGACAAUUUUCAAAUACGAAAAGAAAAUACCACGCGUGGUUUGACGCCGAGUCCGAAAAUAGCUGAUCUAAUAAAAUUUUCACAGUCGCAUGGCGAGUAACAAUUUCUCAAUUGUAAUGCGUACAAGCGUCGUCCGCCCUUUAAUACGACUCUUGAAUAAUUGAUAUCAGAUAGGUUUAAAUUUAGUCUGCGCGAGCGUGUCGCGGUCAGGUGUAACGCAAACUCUCGCAUGUCAGGUGCAACGUCGACGAGCGAGGCUGCUGGCGUAGUUUUCGUUGAGAAAUCUUUCGAGGGAAUAUCGGCGUUUGGCCGUUAGAUCGGCAGUCGGAAUCUUUGAUUAUUCGUAAAGUCUGCGAGGAAGCGCGCGGUGUUGAAUUGAUGAAAAUUGCCGGCGCGGAUUGUGGAUUUGAAAGUGAAACGCACGAGCCGAACCGGUUCGCGUUUCGUCGACGAUCCAACUUCGGCUGAGCUCGGCUCUCGGAUCUCGAAUCUCUGACGUCAAGGCUUGCUCACCUCACCUCACGAUCAGCAACCAUCAGGCACUGAACUGUAAACAUCUCUGUGUACCAGCCUCCGUGCGCUAGCGGUGCUUAAAUAAAUCAUGAAUUUCUCAUCUGUUGAGUGAUUAUUCGUUUCUACUCGCCCACUAAACGGGGAAGGAUAAAAUGGGGCCUACGAUCAGACUACUUUGAUCGUUCAAUAACUUCGGGAUAUAGGGAAAUGAGCACUUGAGUUAUUGUUGACAACUUAAACACAGUGUGGAUACGACGCACUUGUUUUCAAAAUGUUGGUGCGAAGUAGGAAGUAUGAUAACGAAACAUUGGACGUUAUCAACAAAGGAUGUCUCGAUCUUUAUGACGGAAUAGCGUGCGGCAGGGUUAGCAUCUUAGCUCUACUUUGCCUCCUCACGUUCUUCUUGAUCGUCUUAAAACUAAUAAAAUACCAUGCGUGCAAGCACUCCCAGAUGCAUCACUAUGCAAUAUUUUACGUAUCGGGGAUAAAAUGUAUUAUUUGUGCCACAAGUUUCAUCAUCGGCGUACGAUAUCCUCAGCUGGAUUUCACUGCAAAUUUCCUGAAACUAUUACAAUUCAUUCUGAUAUGCCAUCUUCAUUGGUCAUCUGCGGCCAGAGCUCGGCAUAGAGAUGACAUUGUCCAGCACGUCGUCAACCCAGUCCUGUCCCUUUAUAUACUCUAUUGUACCACAGUGGUUUUAAUGGGCAUGGUCGACAUUAGUGGAACCUGGACAGAGUGCCUUCGUCCCUACUGGCUCAUGCUAUCAAGCGCAGAUUUUAUUACUGUUCAAAUGUUUGCAGUCGUUGCUCUCUACCUAACACAUAGCAACAAUCGAUCUGUCAUUUCAACACUCAUGCUGCCUACUGCUUCAUCUCAAACUAGAGACCUGUGGCUUGUCACGGCCGUUUAUGAAAUCUCCGCAGUUGUUUCUGUUGUCUUUGACGCUGUCAUGUCAUUGUUGGGCAGAGAAGAAACUGGUUGCAGCGGUAUUUACAAUCAUGCACAAAUCUACUACAGCGCAUCAAUUGUGGUAGUAAUGAUUCUAAAGUACCUUUUACCGACCUGGACGUUACUCUCUGUUUUUCAACCAGCUCGUGUGAAGUCAAGACCAUCUGAAGUCGCUUUGACUUCACACUACAAUACAGAUGGAACUUGUUACAAUCAAUAUCGAAGAAUGUUCUUUUCUCAAAACGGAGGACAACCAACGUCAAUGUCGUAUCCAACAAUUCCUUACCCGUCCGAACCUCCGAUGUAUGAAGGAUUUUGUGAUUACUCGUAUCCCGACAGUUCCCCCGACGAAUCGCCAACAAUUGACCAAAGAAAAGGGGUAGACAUUGAUGAUGCUUAUGAAAAACAUUUUAUCAGCAUUGAUCAGCAUAGAGAUUGUAUACUUGGUAACCAGUACAGAAUUGAUAACAAUAGACGAAACUUGCAACGUAGUUUAGACAUGGAUGAUGAUAAUGAUGAAAUUGACAAACGAGCCGCACUUAAAAACAGUAAUUUAACAACGAUUAGCGAAGAGGGUAGUAAUAACCUUGAAAGCCCUCAAGAGUGAUCGGUUGCUCAACAAUUCUAAGUCAAACCAGUACCCUAGUUUUAAAAGUGCCUAAUGCGGUUAGUGAGUUAUUGUGCUACACAGUUGUAACGUAUCAACUACCAACCAUGACGAAAAUGGUUAGAAGUAAUAUUCGGAAAUGCCAUGCACACAUUUGCGAGUCACUUUGCGGAUGCGAUAGCAUCGACCAUUAGUUUUACGUCUCGUGACAGUACUUUUGUCGUUGAAUGCGGAAUGCGUGAAUCAAUUUUGAAUCGAUCGAUUUAAUGUACUUUUUUUUUCACCAAUGCUAUAUACGUAUGUGAUAUCUACAUCAAUGCAUAUGUAAAUAUAGAGGUAUGCAAAUCUAUAUGCAAAUUUGUUGAUAAUAGACGAGUUCUGUAUUUCACUCAAAAUGCUUACCGUUCAGAUAUUUUCAAGUAUGAAAACAUUCGUGGUGAGAAUCUCUAUGAGUCUGAGCUACUUACUAAACUCAGCUAAUGCAUGACUAAUCAUAGGAACUUUGUAAAGGGCUUGUAACAUUGGCGAUACUAGGAGAAUAAGUUUACGAAAUUGAAUCGAAACAAUUUUACAUAAAUUUGUAUCAUAUUGAUCUGAAGUUGAAAACAUAAGACUUGUUUGAUAUGAAAUUAACGUUAGAGAUAGAAUUAGACGUUCCUGUAGAAAAUUGAAAUUUUUUUUAUGAAAUGUAUUUUCGGCAGGUAGUAUAAUAGUUUUUCAAAUUCACCCAAGGUUUUUUUUUUUUUGUUUGUCAACUGAAAGUCCUGACAUUUACCGUGUAAACUGUUGCAGAGGUUAUUCCAAAAAUAAGCUGUGAUUCGUUUUCUAAAGAUUGAACAACGAAAAAAAGAAAUAAGUUGCAAAAGCAUUCUGUAUAUCACAGAAGUAAAUUUUUCGGCGAUUCUUCGAUUGAUGUAAAUACGAUGUGAAUAUAGAACCAUCGUUAUUGGAUGAUCUAUAUACAUUUAUCAAUAAUUAGCUGUGAAGUAAUCGUAUCGCUAUUGUUUAAAGUAGUUUUAAUUACCUUAAAAUAGAAUACUUCCAUACUCUAUAUAUGUAUAUGAACAACGUGCAACAAGUUUGGUUGCUUUGUUUCAAGACUGUCUUCAUGGAGAAUUAUAAGUAAUUAACUGCUAUAAGAAUCUAUGACAAUUAGGAGUUAAGUAAUUACGAAAAUAGAAGUGAAUUUUCAACUAUUACGUUCUUAGCUUGAUAAUUAUAGUUGCAUAUAGUUAUAAUUGGUUCUAGUAAAGAGUAUCUUUAUUUCUCUGAUAAUUUUAAGCAACGACUCUCCAGUCCAUAAUAGCUCGAUAUCGAAUUUUACUGUACGUACAUAGAUACAAUCGUUGUUUCUUAUCAUUUAUAUUUUUGUUUUUUUUUCCUGGUAUCUUUAGUUUGUUCCUAUUCAUAUUUCUAUAAAAUAGACUAUCAUUUAUGAAUGACGUACAUAGAAUGCAUGUUCAAUCAAGUUUUUAUUCUCAUUCUUAAAGUGCAUUGCAAUACAUGAAGCACAUAAUUUUCGCAAGCGGAAAUAAAAUUCUCGGAAUGCACUGGUUGUGAAUUGUCAUACAUAUUUGAUGAAUUAAAAUAGGCGAACUCAAUCUUCUAUUACAUAUAUUCAGUUGAAUCGAGUUUAAAUGAAAAAACUAAUUUCUCUAAGACUUAGUAGUUAAGUACUCUAACAUAUUAGAUCACACAAGAUAACUAUACAGACAUGUUGUUUAAGUUAAUCAAAUUGUACAGAUAACGAUGAACUGUGUAUUUAAUCGUGAGCGAUUUUUCUCAGUUGUUUGGUACUAACUGAAGCAUAUAUUCAACAAUAAUUUCUCAGUAUCAGAUUUUCAAAUUUUUAAUAUAAUUAGCUAUGCUCUAAAGAAAAAAAAAAAAAAGAGAAAGCCAAAUUACUUCAUUUUUUUAUCAUACCGAUAAUGAUUAUAAUUCCUCAACUGUCACAUCGAGAUGAUGAAAUCGAAUUUACCUGUGUUGGCAGUAAAUUGCAAUUGCUCGGCAUUGAAUGAUGAAAAAAAAUGAGCUUGCAUAUUAAUCUGGCCCUGCAUAUAAUACAGAAAUCGAGAAAUGAAUUGGAUGUGUGGUGUACUCCAGUGAAUUGUAUUCAAUAUAAUAACACGUUCAGCUAUUUUACGCUUGUAACAGUUUAUCUGCAACAUUCUUGACUUUUUUGUUCUACUGUCAAGAAUAAAUAUCGCGCCAUAUAAUUUUUCAAACUUUACUGUAAUAACACGUCCUCGCAGUUCGCAGCUGCAUUAUUGAACAUCACUUUUAAACUAUUCCUUACAAGCUUACCGGAUGAAUAAAUUACCAGCAUAUAUGCAGAUAAUAUUUUCACAAAACUUGAUAAUCACAGCCGUCCAAAUUCCAAUUUCUAAUUGUUAAAAAAUUUCCGCAAAUUUAACAACAAAUAGUGAACGCUGCUGAAAAUUAAUAACGUACAUUACAAUUAGGAACAAAAAUCCACAAAUUAGGGAAAAGUGUAUUGUAUUAUAAUAUUCUUCAUUAAUUCAUACUACGAAUUGAAUGAUGUAAAACGUAUACAAUUGAAGCUUAAUCUAAACGAGCAUAUGGCUGUUUUGUGGUGUACAUAUUUUCAUUCCAGAACGAAUAGAUUUUGAUUUAUUGGUAUACAUACACGUAGUAUAUAUAUCAUAUAUAUAUACAUAUAUAUGUACGAAGCCAUAUGUAUGUAUAUUCUUAAGAUAAGUGCAAAUCAACA
Molecule: messenger RNA, 4862 nt
Organism: Neodiprion fabricii
Lineage: Eukaryota; Metazoa; Arthropoda; Insecta; Hymenoptera; Diprionidae
Exons: 6
Coding region: 848-2131 (427 amino acids)
Source: RefSeq, a predicted model, not a curated record